AUCAUUGUUUCGCUGCUCGCUACCCCAAAGCGCUUGACGAGGCCUCGACUCGGCGCAAACAGAACCAAGAGCGUAUCCUUGCUCCGGUACGGCGUUAUUAGUCCAUAGCAUUGGACUGGUCUGGGAGCUGUGGGUACUGAGAGGAGACUCGUCGUCAGAGCACACGAUGGAGUACAGUGCCGGAAGUAGAUUCACGUGAAGCGACUCCACCAUCAACCCCAUGUUUGUGCUGUAUACGACUCAAGUUCUUCUGUUCUUCCAUGACUAUCAACACGGGGCCCUCCGCACCAGAUCAGCCUGUGAACUUGCUCUCUCUCGAUGGCGGCGGUAUCCGCGGCGUAUCCGAGCUAUUCAUCCUCGACGAGAUCAUGAAACGUAUCCAGAUCCACCAAAACCUCCCUCAGCCCCCCAAACCCUGCGAAUACUUCGACCUUAUCGGCGGAACCAGCACCGGAGGACUAAUCGCAAUCAUGCUAGGCAGACUAAAAAUGUCUACCGAAGACGCUCUCCAAAGCUACAACCGAAUCUCCAGCGCGGUGUUCAGCGCCGAGAACAGGAAACCUUUCUACAGUGACGGAAAGUUCAAAGCGACUACACUGGAGAAGGAGAUAAAGAAUGUCGUCCGCCGGGCUGGGUACAGCGACGAUCAGAAGCUGUUAGAUCCCAACGCGGGGAGAAACUCGAAAGGAAACGCUUUCGUAUGCUCCAUGACCGGAAUCAACCUCCGGUCUCCUCAACGCUUCCGCACCUACCAAGGACUCCCCAACCAAGGACCCGACUGCAAAAUAUGGGAAGCCGCACGCGCCACCACAGCAGCGCCAACUUUCUUCAAAGCCAUCAGGAUUGCCGGACCAGGAGGCUUCGGGCCCGAUUACGUCGACGCAGGACUGGGGUUCAACAACCCCACAAAGGAGGUCCGUGAUGAAGCCAAGGAGUUAUUUGGCAGCAACCAACGUAUCGGCGUGUUCCUCAGCAUUGGGACAGGCCAUCCAGGCCCUAGUGGGUUCCAGCAGCCCAAAGGGAUAGAGAAGGUCCUCCCGUUGGAGCUCGUUAGGGUGUUGCAGCGUAUCACGACGGACUGUGAGAGCGUAGCGGACGAGCUGGCCAAGGAAUACAGUGGUAAUGAUGUCUACUUCCGGUUUAAUGUUCUCCACGGCGCCGAGGGAGUGUAUUUGGACGAGUGGAAGAAGAUGAGCGAGGUGAUGGCGCAUACGGCUUCGUACUUGAGAGGGCCGGAGGCUUCAACGCAGAUUGAUAGGGUCGUAGCUUGUCUCUGUCGCGUUGGAGUUGCACAAGGGAAGACGUUGGAUUCGUUGUAGUCGUUUGAAGCAUGCAGGAAUGUAGAAAUUGUAUCCGAAAGUUCAAGAUCGGAUUGUGGUAGACAUUGACCGACCUACCGGUAGUUAGUCGACUAUACACCUUUGAACAUACCUUGAUACA
Molecule: messenger RNA, 1440 nt
Organism: Desarmillaria tabescens
Lineage: Eukaryota; Fungi; Basidiomycota; Agaricomycetes; Agaricales; Physalacriaceae
Product: FabD/lysophospholipase-like protein
Exons: 4
Coding region: 261-1319 (352 amino acids)
Biological process (GO): arachidonate metabolic process
Cellular component (GO): membrane
Source: RefSeq, a predicted model, not a curated record